Molecule: messenger RNA, 1297 nt
Organism: Plectropomus leopardus (leopard coralgrouper)
Lineage: Eukaryota; Metazoa; Chordata; Actinopteri; Perciformes; Serranidae
Gene: arl2bp
Product: ARF like GTPase 2 binding protein
Biological process (GO): maintenance of protein location in nucleus; positive regulation of tyrosine phosphorylation of STAT protein
Cellular component (GO): mitochondrial intermembrane space
Source: RefSeq, a predicted model, not a curated record
UCGCCGUUUCCUUGGUAACAACGUUACGUUCGCUGAUUAUCAAACACGUUAACGACUCAUUCAGACAACAUGGACAUCCAGGAACUAACUAUCCGGAGCUGUGGAGAAAACAUCGUAGAAAUGGUUGACAUGGACGAAGAAAACUUUGCUGUUUCCAGUUCUUCCGCUGCAGAAGCUGCUUUCGAUGCUGUCAUUGGCUGCAUAGAGGACAUCAUCAUGGAGGAGGAUUUCCAGCAGCUUCAGCAGACCUUCAUGGAGAAACACUACCUGGAGUUUGAGGAUUCUGAUGAAAACAAGCUCAGCUACACACCCAUCUUCAAUGAAUAUGUUGACCUGCUGGAGAAACACCUGGAGCAGCAGCUGAUGGAGAGGAUCCCCGGCUUCAACAUGAACACCUUCAUAGAGCUGCUUGUGAAGCAAAAAGAGGAGGUGCCUGGUGAUAUCUUUGACAUGAUGCUGAGUUUCACUGACUUCAUGGCCUUUAAGGAGAUGUGUCUGGAAUACAGAGCGGAGAAGGAGGGCCGAGGUCUGGACCUGAGUCACGGACUGGUGGUCACAUCUCUGAUCCCUGCAGGCUCCAAACACACCGACUCCACUGAAUCACAGUGACAGACACACACACAAAAAAGUCAAAUUUGAAUUGCCUCCUCCUCUUCAUGUUUAUUUGACAUUUUUGUCCAUGGGCCUUCAGACAGUUUUUAGCUUGUGGUCAGUUUUUUGGUGAGUUUUGUACUAAAAAGGAGAGCUGCUGGAUGGACUCCCCAUAAAUCUACAGUCUCACCCAUAACAGCACAUUCAUAAAAACAUUCCUCUGUGUUUUAUGUUGCAGGUGGGACAGUGUGUUUGUUUAAGAGUGGUGGAAGGGUUUGGCUUAUUUCUACUCCCCAACCACUGCACUGGACAUCAUAACUACUUGAAAUGUUUAGAUGCAUUGACCUGGAAUCUGCAGGUGAGAGGCCUAAUGCUGAUGUUACAGAUCAUCUUAUUCACGUAUGUUUUUAUGAAGAGUUUGUAUUUAUUAGUUCUGCCUUGUUGGGAAGAAGAAACCCAUUACUCUGGUGUUGGUUGUUGUGAAGGGCAUAAGCAGGAGACACCAUUUGAUGUAACUGAAUGUUUGACUCUGUUCUCUUUGCCUAGUUUGUCUUUUCAUAAGAAAAGUGUAUAGCAGAACUAAUAUAUGUUUUAAGAAGGUUUAAAUUAUUUAGUCUGUUUGAAAACUCAUUGGAUUGAGUUUUGUGCCUGUCAAAGUGAUUUUUAAUAUAGUUAUUUUUAGUGUGUGUGUGUGUGUGCCUGUGUG